Tetrapisispora phaffii CBS 4417 is the source of this 1833-nucleotide messenger RNA. It is a transcript of the gene ARB1, whose product is annotated as ATP-binding cassette family ATPase ARB1. The transcript has a single exon. Gene Ontology annotation, molecular function: ATP hydrolysis activity; ATP binding. Lineage: Eukaryota; Fungi; Ascomycota; Saccharomycetes; Saccharomycetales; Saccharomycetaceae. The record is from RefSeq and is a predicted model, not a curated record. The coding region runs from base 1 to 1833 and encodes 610 amino acids.
AUGCCUCCAAUUUCCGCCUCCAAAGCUAAAAGAGACGCUAAAAAAGCUGAAAGAGAUGCUAAAAAGAAAGCUGAAGGUAAAACCAUCAGACAAUUAGGAUCUAAGAAGAAGGAUAAUGUUGAAGAAGAUGAGGCUACUGCCACUGCCAAAGAACUUGAAAAAUUGAAGUUACAACAAGAUAAAUACGGUAUCUCUGAUCGUGUCGUUACGGGUGUUUUAGCUUCUUUAGAAACUUCCAGAGAUAUUAAAUUGAAUUCUGUUUCUUUGUUAUUCCACGGUAAAGUUUUAAUUCAAGACUCUACUUUGGAAUUAAAUUACGGUCGUCACUACGGUUUAUUAGGUGAAAAUGGUUGUGGUAAGUCUACUUUCUUAAAGGCCCUUGCCACUAGAGAAUACCCAAUUCCAGAAAAUAUUGAUAUUUAUUUAUUAGAUGAACCAGCUGCUCCAACUGAAUUAUCUGCUUUGGACUAUGUUGUCACUGAAGCUCAAAACGAAUUGAAGCGUAUCGAAGAUUUAGUUGAAAAGAUCAUCGUUGAAGAUGGCCCAGAAUCCGAUUUACUAGAACCAUUAUAUGAAAAGAUGGACUCUAUGGAUCCAAGUACUUUUGAAAGUAGAGCUGCUGUUAUCUUAAUUGGUUUAGGGUUCAAUUCUAAAACUAUUUUAAAGAAGACCAAGGAUAUGUCUGGUGGUUGGAAAAUGCGUGUUGCUUUAGCUAAGGCAUUAUUCGUUAAACCAACUUUAUUAUUAUUAGAUGACCCAACUGCUCAUUUGGAUUUAGAAGCCUGUGUUUGGUUAGAGGAAUAUUUAAAGAGAUUCGACAGAACUUUAGUUCUAGUUUCCCAUUCUCAAGAUUUCUUGAACGGUGUCUGCACAAACAUGCUGGAUAUGAGAAUGCAACAAAUAACUAGUUACGGUGGUAACUACGAUUCAUACGUUAAAACUCGUAGUGAAUUAGAAACUAACCAAACAAAACAAUACAACAAACAACAAGAAGAAAUCGCACAUAUCAAGAAGUUUAUCGCUUCCGCUGGUACUUAUGCUAACUUGGUUAAGCAAGCUAAGUCUAGACAAAAGAUUUUGGAUAAGAUGGAAGCCGAUGGUUUAAUCCAACCUGUUCAACCAGACAGAGUUUUCUCGUUCAGAUUUUCACAAGUUGAUAGAUUACCACCACCUGUUUUAUCUUUCGAUGACAUCUCUUUCGCAUACGACGGUAAGCCAGAAAACAACUUAUACAAUCACUUAAAUUUCGGUGUUGAUAUGGAUUCCAGAAUUGCCUUAGUUGGUCCAAAUGGUGUUGGUAAAUCUACUUUGUUAAAGAUUAUGACUGGUGAACUACAAGCUCAAUCUGGUAGGGUUUCCAGACAUAGUCAUGUUAAAUUAGGUGUCUACUCCCAACAUUCCCAAGAUCAAUUAGAUUUAACUAAAUCUGCUUUGGAAUUCGUUCGUGAUAAAUAUCCAGAAAUUUCUCAAGAUUUCCAAUACUGGAGAGGUCAAUUAGGUCGUUAUGGUUUAACUGGUGAAGCCCAAACUGUCCAAAUGGGUACUUUAUCAGAAGGUCAAAGAUCUCGUGUUGUUUUUGCAUUAUUAGCUUUGGAAGCUCCAAAUGUUCUACUACUGGAUGAACCUACUAACGGUUUAGACAUCCCAACAAUCGAUUCUUUAGCCGAUGCCAUCAAUGAAUUCAAUGGUGGUGUUGUUGUUGUUUCACAUGAUUUCAGAUUAUUAGACAGGAUCGCAAAGGAUAUUUUCGUUGUGGAAAAUCAAACAGCUACAAGAUGGGACGGCUCCAUUUCGGCUUAUAAACAAAAGUUGGCGAAGAACGUUGUUUUAUAG